CGCGCAUGCGCAGUGCUGAGCUAACGGAGGUUAGGGGUUUCGGCUGUGAGGCGUCCCGGUGCUGAGUGACCGAACCUCCGCUACAGCCUCCGGGGGAAAAACCCCCGCCGGCUAUUCUACAGCAUCUGAUCAGACCCACGCGGGAGCGAGAAUGGCGUCCGACUCGCCGUCUCCCUCCUCAAGGGGGAUCAUGACCUUCUACCCGACCAUGGAGGAGUUUAAGAGUUUCAGCCGCUACAUCGCCUAUAUGGAGUCUCAGGGAGCGCACCGAGCCGGCCUGGCCAAGGUCGUCCCCCCGAAGGAGUGGAAGCCCAGACGCUCGUACGACGACAUCGAUGACCUGCUGAUACCGGCACCGAUCCAGCAGGUAGUGACGGGUCAGUCCGGACUGUUUACCCAGUACAACAUCCAGAAGAAGCCCAUGACGGUGAAGGAGUUCCGCAAAACGGCCAACAGCGACAAGUUCUGCAGCCCUCGGUACAAUGACUUCGAAGAGCUCGAAAGGAAGUACUGGAAAAACGUGACCUUUAACCCUCCCAUCUACGGAGCCGACGUGAACGGGACGCUCUACGACCCCCACGUGGACGAAUGGAACGUGGGCCACCUGAACACCAUCCUGGACACGGUGGAGCACGACAGCGGCAUCACUAUCGAGGGCGUGAACACACCCUACUUGUACUUCGGCAUGUGGAAGACCACCUUCGCCUGGCACACGGAGGACAUGGACCUCUACAGCAUCAACUACCUUCACUUCGGGGAACCCAAGUCAUGGUACACGGUGCCUCCGGAGAGCGGAAAGAGACUGGAGCGACUGGCUAAAGGAUUUUUUCCUGGAAGUUCUCAGAACUGCGAAGCUUUUCUCAGACACAAGAUGACCCUGAUCUCACCGUCUAUUUUAAGGAAGUUUGGGAUCCCUUUUGAAAAGAUAACUCAGGAAGCUGGGGAGUUCAUGGUGACUUUCCCGUACGGCUACCACGCCGGGUUCAAUCACGGGUUCAACUGCGCCGAGUCGACCAACUUCGCCACGCAGCGGUGGAUCGAUUACGGAAAGCAGGCCAUCCUGUGUUCCUGUCGGAAGGACAUGGUGAAGAUCUCCAUGGAUGUGUUCGUCAGGAAGUUCCAGCCCGAGCGCUACGAGCUGUGGCUAGCGGGAAAGGACAACGCUCCCAUCGAUCACACCAAACCUACGCCGGAGGCGGCCGAGUUCAUGGGGGGCAAGAAAGGGAACUUCGGCCAGCGAGAACCCAACGCACAGAACCAGAGGAACGACUCGAGUAAAAAAAGUGUGGCCAAACAGAGGAUCGGUACUAAGAGGCACCGCGUGUGUUUGGAGGUACCGGACGACGUUCUGCCAAAGAGUGACGCGUCACAUGACGACUCUGAGUCCGGGCAGAAGGACCGGCUUUCUCCACGGACCCACCAGAACCGGGACAACACUGACUGCAGCAGCGAGUUUUGUGUAAAGUCUCCUCCAGACAACAGGAAGUGGCUGAAGCUCAGAGAACGUUCAGACAGCAUGGACCGCGUCAGACCGGAGAACGCCAGCGUGACCUCGGACUCGGACCUGGUGUGUCCUCAGGCCCAGAGGAAAAGCCACCUGUCCAUCGCCACCGUCCCCAUGGCCCCCCACUGCCUGUCCGCCCUGCCCUGGACCUCCUCCACCAAGCCCGGGGUGGCCAGCCUGCUGUUCCACAGGACCCUGAGCCCCUCCGACGCCCUGCAGGUCCACACCUACGCCGCUAAAGCCACGCUCGGGAAACCUCCCCAACCCCCCAGGGUCCCCGACCUCAUCAAGUCCGACUCGGAGUCCGACUCGGAACCCACACCCGAGCUGAGCCCGAGCCCGGAAACUCCGGAGCACCAACACACAGACACACACCAGGAGGAAAUUGAAGAUGAGAAAGAGAACAAGAGCGUGAAGAGGAAGCACCAGCCCCUCAGCACGCUGCCCCAGCUCCACCCGCUGCUCAGAGACAGCUCCAGUGACGAAGAGUUUCAGGAGCAGGUGGAAAUCGAGAUGGACUCUCAGGAAUCGGACCCCUGGGCGCAGCUCUUCAUGCCCCUGUGGCAGAAACGGAUCCUGCGCAGCAUCAAAGUGGAGCGGGAGUUCAACCGGCGCGUGGGUCUGCAGCCGCCGUACUGCGCCGUGUGCAGCCUCUUUCACACCUACGAGCGGAGUGAGCUGAGAACUUUGAUUCAGGGAACCUCCGUACCUGUCCGAGAGGAGAAGCUGAGGACGCGGCCCCUGAUCCCGGAGAUGUGCUUCACGGGAAGUUCAGACGGAGAGCUGUCCACGCCCAACCUGGACGAGGACGGCACCAGUCGUCUGGUCAGCUGUUCUCAGUGCUGCGUGCGCGUACACACCAGUUGCUACGGAGUGUCUCGAGACAGCAAUCUGGACGGAUGGAGGUGUUCACGCUGCGAGGCUAACGCUUUUACUCAGGACUGUUGUUUGUGUGCUUUAAGAGGAGGAGCGCUGCAAAGAGCCAACAAUGACAAAUGGGUGCAUGUGUUUUGUGCAGUAGCGGUUUUAGAAGCCAGGUUUGUGAACAUCGCCGAGCGCCGGCCGGUCGAUCUCAACGCUAUUCCACUGCAGAGAUUUAAACUGAAGUGUCAGUACUGUCGGAAGCAGAUGAAGCGGGCGUCCGGAUGCUGCGUGCAGUGUUCACACGGCCGCUGCUCGUCCUCCUUCCACCCCACGUGUGCUCAGGCGGCCGGCGUCCACAUGCACCCGGACGACUGGCCCUUCGUCGUCUUCUUCACCUGCUGGAGACACAAAGGAGGUGUGAACAUGGAGCGUAACCGGUCGUCUCUGCGGGAGCUGGUGGAGGGACAGAAGGUCAUCUGCAAGCACAAAAACGGCCGGUACUACCACUGCGAGGUGGUGGAGCUCACCAAAGCAACCUUCUACGAGGUCAUCUUCGACGACGGCUCGUUCAGCGACAACCUCUUCCCAGAGGACAUCGUGAACAGAGACUGCGUACGACUCGGGCCCCCAGCAGAGGGCGAAGUGGUGCAGGUGCACUGGACAGACGGCCUGAUCUACGGAGGCAAGUUCGUAGCGGCUCACAUCAUCCCCAUGUACCAGUUGGAGUUCGAGGACGAGUCUCAGCUGACGGUCAAGCGGGAGGAAGUGUACUGUCUGGAUGAGGACCUGCCCAAGCGUGUAAAAGCACGGCUGUCCGUGGCCUCGGAUAUGCGCUUUAAAGGAGUCUUCGUGGAGAAGGAAGUCAAACAGGACUCGAAGAGGCAGCGCUUCAUCAACUCGCGCUACAGAGAGGACUACAUCGAACCGUCCAUCUACAGAGCCAUCAUGGAGUGACGUCACCGCGCUCUGGAGGACCCGUCACACCCCGCUGAAGUUUUUUUUUGUUGUUGUUUGUUUGUUUUUUUUGGUCCGUUUUGUUCUUCCUGUAAUCAAGACCUCUAAACACGACGUCCAUGUCGUGUGUAAGAGCGCUCGGGUGUGUGUGAUCACAGGGUUUGUGUGUUUUUUUUUCUUUCUUCUUCUCUGAAACCACAUCAGAGCUCCUUAAUCCUCUCGUUCUCCAUUUUUCCACUGACACGGUGCCGCUGUGGUUAAUUUAGGGCUUUAAGCAAUACGAAUAAAACGAGGCGUACGCUAGAGCUAGCGCUCCAUCAGGUUGUACGCGCGGUAUUCCUACUUCAGCAUUAACCAACGUUUCCAGUUUAUUCCCUGUUCGGUACGAUUCCGUGCAAUAAUCAGAUCUCUAGAGAUUCCUCAGGAAUAGAUGUGAUAACGUGUGACUGUGGGUCUCUCCUGAUCUCGUCUGUUAUUAAACGUGUACAGAAACAUUAAGAAAAAGAAUCUCAGAAUGAACGAGGGUAGCGGAGCUCUGUCGCUUAGCUCGCUUAGCUAAUCAGCACCUACGCCAAAAGCUAGUAAGGUCUGAACGCAAUCUAAAUCGUUUUUUAAAUACAUGUGGUAUGUUGCAAUGCUACAGGCUCUGAGCUUCGGCUUAUCUCUUAGGAACGUAAUAAUAAUAAUAAUAAAUGACCGGGGACAGGCCACGCCCAGAAGAGAUGAUGAGAAACCUCGUUAAUAAAUUCUGCUGUAAAGUUAUUUUUCCUAAAGAGUGAUCAUAGAAUUUCUGUCUGAGAACAAACGCUUUAAGCUACGAAGCGUUUAUAAGGUAACCUUUCACGUAAGGUUUCAUCAUCAUUAUAUGCGGAAAUGUUAGCAGAGGUUUGAAUUAGGUAGCAUUCUUUCCGUUCAGCUGUAGCAUCACAACAAUUAAAAAAUUCUGUACCGUUUUUUUUGUUGUUGUUGUUGGAAUAAAAACAACAACAACGCUUGGAGCAAAGCACGUCUUCAUGGUCGUACAGCAGCUACUUAAAGUAGCUUCACUCACAUUCGCCUGAAAUUCAAGACAAGAAAAAUCAAAUCAAACCCAGUUUGAGUCAAACCACGCACUAAAAAGUGGCUACACGUUAGUCAGCUGAACUUCGCUUUCAGUUUAAUAUCGCGCGCUCGUUCAUUUCGGGCCGGCGUGUGUACGGAGCGGCGGGAUGCGGUGCGGUUCGGAACCGCGUGCUGUAGUUAUCGGGUUACGUUUGAGCGACGACGCGUCAUCAUGAGGCACGUUAUGUGUUUAAAAUGCUCAUUUUUCUUUUCUUUCUUUUUCGACUUUUAAUCCACACUAAUUAAAAAAAUAAAUGAACUUGCGUAUCAGGCACGGAAACGGGAUGCGUCACUAACGUAGAUCACAAAACGCGAUGUUUAAACAAACUUAUGAAGUUAGAACUUUUGUUAUGGUUCCAUCUUUCCUAUGAUGAUGAUGAUGAUGAUAAUGAUAAUAUAACAUAACAUCCAGACUCCACUCUUCCAAAAAAAAUCCCCUCCCCUUUGUGCCAACAUCAAAUCAUAUAAGUAAAACAAUGCCUUCAGGUGGGACUCCGGCGCCGCGUCUGUGGAAAAGCGUUCUCCGACACUCCUUACUUUACUGAUUGUUUAUUUAUGGCCGGAUGUGAGCCGGAUUUCCAGACACGAAGCGAAUGCAUUAAAGGCGCUACCUUCAGUUAGCGAUGAAUUUAAAAUAACGGGAGGGGGGAACGAUCUGUUUCGGUUUCCCCUCCAUCAGCCAUGUCGGUGCUCGUACGGCGUGUCUCGCUCACGCCAGGCGUUCAUGCAGUUUUUUUGUUUUGUUUUUUCGCUAACGUUUUGUUAUUUAAAUCUGCAGGAUGAAUUAUAGCGUGUGUUCACUGUGUAAUCUACUGUAAAGAUAGAGAAUUUCUGUUUGUUUAUUUUUAUUUUUCUGAGGCUCCAGCCGUGUACUCUCUCCCUCGCUUAUUUUCUAGAAUUAAAAAAAAAUUCUGGCGAAAUGUUUAAUUUAUAUCUCAGAUUAGUUUUUGAUGGUUUCUCGUUAUCAUCUGAACGUUCUCACAUUUUUAGAAUUUUUUUUUGUUUGUAAAAAAGAAAUGUAUUUAUAUGUUUUGCUUUUUUUUGCGAAUGGUGUGAUUUAAUAUUUUUGUUUCUUUCCAGUUUUUCUACUCUUUUUACUCUGUCGAUAGUUAGGAAAGAAUAUUGGCAGGUUAAAAAAACUAAAAAAAAAAAAAAAAAAAACCCACAGACGGAUGCACUUACUGACCGUUUCUCCUCAAUCAACCCCACACACACGAACACACACACGUGAAUUGGUUGUGUGUAAUUAAUAAGACACAAAUCUUUCUCCGUUGUCUCCGUUUAGAGACGAUGUGGUUCUACUCGUUGUAAACUCACGACUGCUUCCUUUCUUCAUUAAAGCAGCUUGAUUUCGA
Messenger RNA from Clarias gariepinus (North African catfish), 5778 nucleotides. It is a transcript of the gene kdm4ab, whose product is annotated as lysine (K)-specific demethylase 4A, genome duplicate b. The record is from RefSeq and is a predicted model, not a curated record. Gene Ontology annotation, biological process: chromatin remodeling. NCBI's taxonomy places the organism in Eukaryota, Metazoa, Chordata, Actinopteri, Siluriformes, Clariidae. Gene Ontology annotation, molecular function: histone H3K9 demethylase activity; histone H3K36 demethylase activity. Gene Ontology annotation, cellular component: nucleus. The transcript is spliced from 22 exons. The coding region runs from base 152 to 3322 and encodes 1056 amino acids.